CUCCAUCACUCUUUUACUUCCGGCGAUCUCUCUCCGACGGCCAAUGGACGCCGUCCUAUACUCUGUUCCAGUCUCCUUCACGCGCCUACGCGCAUCAUCCUCUCCUUCCUCUCCGUAUCUUGUUCCGCCGAGGUUUCUCUCCGUUCAGCCAUGUCACAAAUUCACCUUCUCUCGAAGCUUCCCUUCCAAAUCCAGGAUUCCUACAGCUUCUUCCGCCGCCGGUUCCACGUUGAUGAAGAAUUCCUCUUCUCCAAGAAGUGGAGUGUACACUGUUGGUGAGUUCAUGACAAAGAAGGAUGACUUGCACGUGGUGAAACCUACGACUACUGUGGAUGAAGCUCUGGAACUACUUGUGGAGAAUAGAAUUACAGGAUUUCCUGUGAUAGAUGACGACUGGAAAUUGGUUGGGCUUGUUUCAGAUUAUGACUUGUUGGCUUUGGACUCCAUAUCUGGUAGUGGAAGAACAGAGAAUUCCAUGUUCCCUGAGGUUGACAGCACUUGGAAAACUUUCAAUGCAGUGCAAAAGCUACUCAGCAAAACCAAUGGGAAGCUUGUUGGAGAUUUAAUGACACCAGCUCCACUAGUUGUUGAGGAAAAAACCAAUCUCGAAGAUGCUGCUAAAAUAUUGCUUGAGACAAAAUAUCGCCGGCUCCCUGUGGUAGAUUCUGAUGGCAAAUUGGUCGGUAUUAUCACAAGAGGAAACGUGGUUAGAGCCGCGCUUCAAAUAAAGCGCUCUGGAGAUAGGAAUACUUGAUUAAGAUAUAUAUACCAAACAAGGAAAUAGCUUUGUAGAGGAAAGCAAUGAUCAAACAUUCUCCAGAGAAUAAAAGUGAGAAACCGCGACAAUUGUAUCAUGUAUUAGUAGAAUAAGAGCCAUAACUUAUA
Molecule: messenger RNA, 885 nt
Organism: Arabidopsis arenosa
Lineage: Eukaryota; Viridiplantae; Streptophyta; Magnoliopsida; Brassicales; Brassicaceae
Source: the annotation of a GenBank genome assembly